This is a messenger RNA of Thecamonas trahens ATCC 50062, 384 nucleotides long. RefSeq lists its product as uncharacterized. The transcript has 2 exons. The coding region runs from base 1 to 384 and encodes 127 amino acids. NCBI's taxonomy places the organism in Eukaryota, Apusomonadida, Apusomonadidae. The record is from RefSeq and is a predicted model, not a curated record.
AUGGCCACGGCUGUCCACGCUCUGGCCACGCACGCCCCUCCGAUGGCCUUUGACUCGCCGGGCGCCACAACGCUGGAGGAUGGGGGUGCUGAUCCAGCGGGCCAAGCUGUUUCUCCCGAAGUCCAGCACAUCAUCACCGAUCAGGUGGGAAUGCUGACAAAGGCUGUCGAAGGUCUCCGCGCUGCCAUCGGAGAGCUCGGCCCGCUGGCAAUCGACCCGGAAGAGCUGGACGCUUCCAUCGAGGCAUUGCAGGCAGAAGCUAAUGACGCUACCCUCAAACUCAUGGCCGAAGCCGAUGCCUUUCGCGCUUGGUCGCACUCGGUCGAGGCUUCGCUUGCCCCAGACGCUCUUGAUCUCGGCCCGCACCCGCCCACCGACGCAUAG